This is a messenger RNA of Truncatella angustata, 3207 nucleotides long. Its product is annotated as bifunctional P-450:NADPH-P450 reductase. Bases 1 to 3207 code for a protein of 1068 amino acids. The transcript has 7 exons. Gene Ontology annotation, molecular function: heme binding; aromatase activity; NADPH-hemoprotein reductase activity. Lineage: Eukaryota; Fungi; Ascomycota; Sordariomycetes; Amphisphaeriales; Sporocadaceae. The record is from RefSeq and is a predicted model, not a curated record. Gene Ontology annotation, cellular component: cytosol.
AUGGCUCUAGUCAAGAUCCCUGGACCGCCGGGUUAUCCAGUCAUCGGCAACAUUGCAGACGUCGAUCCCAACGAUUCUCUACGCUCUUUCGUACAGCUAGCAGAUAAGUACGGAGAAAUAUUUCGACUUACUUUCCCAGGAACCAAGCUCGUAAUCGUCUCGACGUUUGCUUUAGUUGAUGAGCUAUGCGACGAGAACCGCUUCAGAAAGGUUCCCGCCAGCGUGUUAGCUGAGCUCCGCCACGGGAUUCACGACGGGCUUUUCACAGCGUUUCCCGACGAGCCGAACUGGGGCAUUGCUCAUCGUGUGCUCAUGCCCGCAUUCGGGCCAAAGAACAUCAGAGACAUGUUCGACGAGAUGCACGACAUUGCUUCUCAGCUUGUGCUAAAAUGGGCCCGACAGGGCCCAAAUACCCGGAUCCACGCCGCCGAUGACUUUACUCGGCUUGCUCUCGAUACUUUAGCUCUGUGCUCCAUGGGAUUCCGCUUCAACAACUUCUAUUCGGAGAAGGAGCAUGAGUUUGUCAGCGCCAUGGGAGAAUUCCUGAUGGAAAGCGGUCGGCGCCCGCAGAGGCCGCCACUACCGGCAUUCCUUUUUCGCAAGCAGGACGAAGAGUUUGAGGGUCACAUCCAAGUUCUACGUAGGACGGCGGAAGCCGUACUGAAAGAGAGGGCCACCAACCCCAAGAACGACCGGAAAGAUCUACUAGCUGCGAUGCUGCGAGGAAGAGACACGCAGACCGGGGAGAAGAUGAGUGAUUCCUCAAUUAUCGACAAUUUGAUCACGUUUCUCGUCGCUGGCCAUGAGACUACAUCCGGAACGCUUUCUUAUGCCAUGCACCAACUCCUCCGUCAUCCUGAAGCGUACCGCAAGGUGCAAGAAGAAGUUGACUCUGUCGUCGGAGACGGCCCUGUCACAGUCGACCACAUGCAGAAGUUUCCUUACAUAGAGGCAGUGCUUCGAGAAGUCUUGCGCCUAGACUCGCCAAUCCCUAUCAUCGCCCGCAACGCUAUCGAACCAGAAGCCCUACUAGGCGGGAAGUACCAGGUGAAGCAGGGUGACUCUUGUCUGAUGCUCCUCACAAAGUCCCAUCUGGAUCCAGCAGUGUUUGAUGAUCCGUUGGUGUUUCGACCGGAGCGCAUGUCGUCGUCGAAUUUUGCGAAGCUUCCUAAGAACGCUUGGAAACCAUUUGGAAGUGGUAUGAGAGGUUGUAUUGGACGACCAUUCGCAUGGCAAGAGUCGAUUCUUGCCAUGGUACUUCUUUUCCAGAACUUCAAUUUUGAAAUGGACGAUCCCGACUACGUUCUGGAGCACAAGCAGACACUGACAAUCAAGCCAAAGGACUUUCACAUCAGAGCGGUUCUCCGACAGGGUCUAACUCCGACAUCGCUGGGCCGCCGCCUGAAUGGUGGCACGAAUGGAGUAGUAAACAUUAAACACGCCACGGGGCCCUCCAGACAGUCAUUACCGAGGCAAGCGAGUGCCCAUGGUCAACCAAUGACUAUUCUAUACGGUUCGAACAGCGGCACAUGCGAAGCAAUGGCGCAUCGUCUUGCCUCGAAUGCCCCUUCGCACGGCUACCAAGUUACACGGUUAGAAAGUCUGAACAGCGCCAUUGGAAAGAUACCACGGGACCAUCCCGUCGUAAUCUUCACGUCGAGCUAUGACGGAGAGCCGCCAGAUAACGCCAAACAGUUUGUUCAAUGGCUCGAAUCAGUCAAGAGCGGGGAGUUGGCAGGUAUCAGAUACUCCGUCUUUGGCUGUGGGAAUCACGAUUGGGCCCAGACUUUCCAUCGCGUCCCCAAAAUUGUGGAUAACGCUCUGAAGGCUGCUGGUGCUGACAGAAUGAUCGAGAUCGGUCUCACCGACGCCGCAAGUGACGAUGUUUUUAUCGCUUACGAGACAUGGGAAGACAGCACAUUUUGGCCAGCUGUCCGAGCCGCAUUUCCUGCCGAUAAUGCCACCUCGUGUAAAGGAGUUGCAAGUACUCUGCAAGCACACAUAUCUGACAUGCGCCUGACGGUGCUGAACCUGGACAUGGGAAAAGCGCGUGUCAUUGCCAGUCGUCCCUUGACUGCGGAAGGAGAACCCUUGAAGAAGCACAUAGAUAUCGAGCUACCGUCCGGAUCCUCCUACAGAGCUGGCGAUUACUUGACAAUACUGCCAUCUAAUCCUCGAGAGACAGUGCUGCGCGCCCUGCGAAGGCUCCGCUUGCCAUGGGAUGCUACCGUGACUAUCGAAGACAGCGGGUCCAGGCUUCCGACGAACGUCCCAGUGCCAGCACAGAGCAUCCUUGGUGACUACGUUGAGCUUGGACAAACAGCGACGCGCAGGGAUGUCAGUGCGCUUGCCGAUACAGUCGGGAUCAGCGCACAAGACAAGAGAGCAUUGCAGUGGCUUGGCGCCGACGGAUACGAUGCUGAAGUCGCAGCUAAGCAGGCUUCACUAUUAGAACUGCUAGAGAAGCAUACAUCUGUCGAUAUCUCCUUCGGGCAAUUCCUGAGCAUGCUCCCACCGAUGCACGUGCGGCAAUACUCCAUUUCCUGCUCACCUAGGAACCCCCAUGUAGCAUCGCUCACAUUUUCGGUGAUCAGAGGGGCAGCACGAUCAGGCCAGGGAGAGUUCCAUGGCACUGCAAGCUCGUACCUUGCUAGCCUACAGGCCGGUGACCAGCUUCACGUUUCCGUGAGGCCAUCGCACGAUGCGUUUCACUUAUCCCCUGAUUCCAAUUCGGCUCCCCUCAUCAUGGUCGCCGCAGGAACCGGCAUAGCUCCGUUUCGAGGCUUUAUAGAAGAGCGCGCGACCAUGAUUGGCGCCGGACACGAGAUUCCACCAGCGGUACUGUAUCAUGGAUGCCGACAGCGUGGUCGGGAUGACUUGUAUGACCAGGAACUGAAACAUCCGGAAGAUAUUGGCGCUGUUGCUGUUAAGAGGGCGUUCAGUCGAGAGCCUCGCGAGUCAAAUGCCUGCAAAUAUGUGCAAGAUAGACUAUGGGUCGACCGACAUGAUCUGCUGAAGCUGUGGCGCCAGGGCGCAUUUUUAUACAUAUGCGGCUCCAAGGAGAUCUACAAGGCAGUUGGAGAUAUUGCAGUACGCUUCAAGCUGGAAAUUGCAGAGUCCAGAGGCAAACACCUGACAGAGGCGGAUGCGAAGAGUUGGUGGGCCACGAUGCGGAAUGUUCGGUAUGCGGUCGACGUCUUUGAUUAG